Molecule: messenger RNA, 1491 nt
Organism: Pipistrellus kuhlii (Kuhl's pipistrelle)
Lineage: Eukaryota; Metazoa; Chordata; Mammalia; Chiroptera; Vespertilionidae
Gene: ANXA9
Product: annexin A9
Exons: 13
Coding region: 16-1338 (440 amino acids)
Cellular component (GO): cytoplasm
Molecular function (GO): calcium-dependent phospholipid binding; calcium ion binding
Source: RefSeq, a predicted model, not a curated record
GUUCCCGGAGGAGAGAUGCUCCGUCGGGAGGGAGGAGGCGUUGGCUUGUGGGACCCAGAACAGCCUGGUCCUCUCCCACGUUUGGGAGGGGCCGGAGCCCGGCAGCAGCUGGGCUGGGCUGGGCUGCUGGGGAGGUCAUCUGACUGGCUGCUCCACCUGACGGUACACGCCCCCCUCUCCUCUACCAGGCCACACAGGAGCCGGUGCCCACACCGGCACACACACCACCAGGCUGUGACGACACCCACCUCCCCCCCAGCUCCUCUGGGCGGCCAGCUGCACCAUGUCGGUGAGCAGCGAGAAGACGGGGUUCUCCCUGACCCAGGAGAUCCUCAGCCACCUGGGCCUUGCCAACAAGACUGCAGCGUGGGGGACCCUGGGCACCCUCAGGACCUUCCUGAGCUUCAGCGUGGACAAGGACGUGCAGAGGCUGCUGAGGGCCAUCGCAGGCCAAGCCCUUCUCUCGGUUCAGGGGUGGACCGCGCCGCCAUUGUGGACGUGCUGACCAACCGGAGCCGAGAGCAAAGGCAGCUCAUUGCUCAGGCCUUCCAGGAGCGCACCCAGCAGGACCUGCUGAAGUCCCUGCAGGCGGCGCUCUCGGGUCACCUCGAGAGGAUCGUGGUGGCUCUGCUGCAGCCGGCAGCCCGCGUGGACGCUCAGGACCUGAGGACGGCCCUGAAGGACUCGGGUUCCGCUGAGGACGUGGCGGUGGAGAUCCUGGCCACGCGCACCCCUCCCCAGCUGCAGGAGUGCCUGGCCGUCUACAAACACGAUUUCCAUGUGGAGGCAGAGGAGGACAUCCAAUCCGAGACCAGCGGAACCUUGCGGGACCUGCUCCUGGCCCUGGCCAAGGGGGGCCGCGAGAGUUACUCGGAAAUCAUUGACUAUAACCUGGCAGAGCAGGACGUCCAGGCCCUGAAGCAGGCGGAAGGACCCAGCACAGAAGGAACAUGGGUCCUUAUCCUCACCCAGAGAAAUCCCGAGCACCUCGUCCGAGUGUUUGAUCAGUACCAGCGGCGCACCGGGCAUGAGUUGGAGCACACCGUCCGGAACCGUUUCCAUGGAGAUGCCCAGACGGCUCUGCUCAGCCUAGCCUCGGUGAUCAGGAACACGGCGCUGUACUUUGCCGAUAAACUUCACCAAGCCCUUCAGGAAACUGAGCCCAAUUACCGAGUCCUGACGCGCAUCCUUAUCUCUAGAAGUGAGACGGACCUCCUGAGCAUCAGAACCGAGUUCAGAAAGAAGUUUGGGAGGUCCCUCUACUCAUCCCUGCAGGACACCGUGAAAGGGGACUGCCGACCCGCCCUACUGGCCCUGUGCAGGGCCGAAGACCUUUGAGCCCCCCUUCCCCUCCCACCCCCACCUGACAUUCAAGGAUCUGAGUCCCGUGUUUGGCUGAGCCUGCAGGAGACUCCAAAUAGGAUAGCCCCUCCCUGAGCAUUCCGUGUCCCCGCUUCUUGUGGAGGCUGGGACUCGGAGUUUCCUUUUAAA